This is a messenger RNA of Neocloeon triangulifer, 1076 nucleotides long. RefSeq lists its product as uncharacterized. NCBI's taxonomy places the organism in Eukaryota, Metazoa, Arthropoda, Insecta, Ephemeroptera, Baetidae. The transcript is spliced from 3 exons. The record is from RefSeq and is a predicted model, not a curated record. Bases 18 to 833 code for a protein of 271 amino acids.
CCGUCUCCCAACCAACCAUGGCCACCACAGCAGCUCUGUUCCUCACCGUGUUGGCCCUCGUCGGCGCCCAAGUCCAGGCCUUCGAAGACCCCGCCAGCAUGAUUGUGCAGAAGGCCCUCCACAAACGCUGCACGCACUCGUACACCGCCUCCUGCUUGAAGAUGGACCUCGUCUCUUUUGUUGAUAGAAUCGGCGAACAGGACUCUUACCAGCUCCUUCCGAGCGUCAGCAUGGUGCGUCAGGACGGAGCGGACUCUGAAGGCCGGUCUGCAGGAUCGGACUCAAUGGACUCUGUGAUGGAAGCUGUGGCGCAGGACGCCGAAGUCGCCGAGGGCCGUCUGGAUGGUCUGCUGAUGGACCGCAUGUCCCGCUACCUGGAUACCCACGCCAUCAGCGUCCGACUCUUCGACGACGCCACCUUGGCCAAAAUCAGGAAGGCGGGACAGGACGCCGCUGAAAAGUACUCCUUCCUCGCUGUCCAGUCUGGUCGUGGCAAGGACAAGAAGGGAGGCGGCGCCCUGCUGAUGGGCCUGAUGAUGAUGAAGGCAACCCUGGGCGCCCUGGGCUUCGGUGCCAUCGCCGCCCUCGCCGGCAAGGCCCUGAUGAUCGGCAUGCUGGCCAUGAUGCUGUCCGCCAUCGUCGGCCUCAAGUCGCUGGCCUCCGGGGGCGGCAAGUCGGUGACCUACGAGAUUGUUUCCAAACCCGUCUACUCGCACUCGCAGAGUCACUCCAGCGAGCACGAACAUGGACACGGCUAUGGCGGUGGCAGCAGCUACGGCCACAGGAGGAGCCUGGACGCUGCCCACGAAAUGGCCUACGCUGGACAGCGCUGAUUUUUUUUUUAAAUUUCUUACCAAAAAACUGACACUUUCUGACUUAGUGACUUCUGUAACUGUGCGACUUUUUCUUUGUCUGUGAUUUUUUUCCAACGAUCUAUUCUUUUUCCUAAUUUUUCCCUAUCGCCAGUUUUUUCUUUGCCGACUUCGACUGCUCUUGCUGACUUGUGACUAUUUUAAUUUAUUGCAUUAUUUAUUUAUUUGUUGAAUAAUUUAUUGAAAUAAAUUAUUGUUUUUCAA